Messenger RNA from Perkinsus marinus ATCC 50983, 747 nucleotides. RefSeq names its product gag/pol/env polyprotein, putative. The transcript has a single exon. Gene Ontology annotation, biological process: DNA integration. The coding region runs from base 1 to 747 and encodes 248 amino acids. The record is from RefSeq and is a predicted model, not a curated record. Lineage: Eukaryota; Perkinsozoa; Perkinsida; Perkinsidae. Gene Ontology annotation, molecular function: nucleic acid binding.
AUGAGCGUAUCUGCCAGCUUACUUACAGCAACAUGCGCUUUCACCGGUUUCACGGCCAUCUUCCCGAUAUCUGGCUCAUUCAAGGCCAAGGACAUUUGUGAUGGGUUGUCAGUCAUCUUCAACCGUCAUGGGCACCCGGUCCGACUACGUUGUGAUCGCGCCAAGGCUUACCUGAGCAAGUAUAUGAACGAUUACUGCCAGCAGUAUGGUAUUACUAUCGCCUAUUCCACUCCUCGUUCUCCUUGGACUCUCGGUUGGGUGGAGACUCGCCAUCGGGUUAUCAACUCUACUCUGGCCCGUCUGAUGGAAGGAUCAGGACGUUCGUGGAAUGAUCCAGUAACACUCUCUAUGCUCGAAAACUGUAUUAACUCAUAUGGUCUGGAAUACGAAGGCAGUGAAAAUGUUUGCCCGUAUGAGCUUAUGUAUGGUUUCGCACCUUGCUCCGCCCUACAAGCCCGCCUCAGGGUUGAUCGCGACGACCCAGAUCUCAACGACAUCGAGACCGAUGAUCCCAUCGAGCUCGUCAGUUCAGCACGAGCUAAGGCUACCCGACUUGACAAACUUCAUCAGCGUUUCAGGACCAUAUGGCAAGACCGCCGUGAACGUGUGACUGACAACCGCGAUAGCGGACAAGACGACAAUCAGCAGGGCUCGAAUGCCAGCACCAAGCCUAUUCGUGCUGCGAAGGAGCGCGCUCUGCGUGCGUUGCAGCAACAUUUUCUGCGCGAUGACGAUGAACACUUGUAG